AUUAAUACUGAUGUGGAAAAGCAUUGUUCCCUUUCGAUACUACACUCAUAUGCCGUUAGGCAAGAGUCAGGGAGGGUACUCACAUGGUCCUCCUAGUGGCCCCUCUGUGGAAGAACCAGCCAUGGGUCUCAGACCUGUCUCAGCUGUCGUCAGUAGAGCUGAGGCCGAUUCCCUUGAGACAGGACCUCCUCUCUCAAGCGAAUGGAACAAUAUGGCAUCCCAGACCCGAGCUGUGGGCUCUACAUGUGUGGCCUCUCGAUGGGAGCCUGCAAGCCUCCCCGAGAGCAUCCUGAAUACCAUCUCACAGGCUAGAGCUCCGUCUCUACGCCCUUAAGUGGUCAGUCUUCACUGCCUGCCAUGUUAAUUUCAAACCCUGGUUACAAAAACACUCCUCUGAGUACAUAUAGAUCCAUAUACAGAGAGUAAAAGUAACACUGAAGCAGUGUUGAAGUUAUUUAAUAAAGUAGGUUUACUCAAGUGAUGAUUGACCAUUAGUGAUGACAACUGCUGUUUACAAGCAGAAUCAAUGAAGAGACAACAAGAACUGAGAAAAACAGAACAGACAAGCAGACAGCAUAAUUGCAGUUGACUAAUCUAAAUUCAAAAUAUUAACAAAAACUAUAAUAGUUUAUCAAUGUUACUAAACCCUGCUGCUGCUGCUGCUUUUACAAUGGUAUACUGGUAAUGUUUUCUGUUUGAGGACACUUUAAAUCUGAGAAUGCGCAUUAAAUAACAGGUGAGUCACAGCUUACAGACACACCUUUUUGCACACCGCACACAAGCAAAUAACCAGGAAAACCGUUUCAGUUCUUUAGUUCCGAGAUACCAAAACUUGUGGAGCUGUUGUUUGUGCUUCUGUUUCUGUGUUCACAUGCAAUAAAAUGGCAGAGGCCAGUGUUUUAUGGGCUCGGGAACAGUUCAUCUGUCAAGUGUGUCUAGAUCUCCUGAAGGAUCCAGUGACCAUUCCCUGUGGACACAAUUACUGUAUAACAUGUAUUACGGACUGCUGGAAUCAUCAGGAUCAGAAGACAGUCCACAUCUGCCCACAGUGCAGACAGACCUUCGCUCCAAGACCUGCUUUAAAUAAAAACACCAUGCUGGCUGAAGUGGUGGAGAAACUGAAGAAGACUAAACUACAAGCUGCAGUUUCUGUUGACACUGGACUUGGAGAUGUAAUGUGUGAUGUCUGUACUGGAAGAAAACACAAAGCCAUCAAGUCCUGUCUGAUGUGUCUGAACUCUUACUGUCAAAACCACCUUGAACAGCAUGAGAAUUUGUUUAAAGGUAAGAGACAUUAUUUGAUGGAUGCCACUGGACGACUCCAGGAGAUGAUCUGCUCUCAACAUGGUAGACUGCUAGAGGUUUUCUGUCGCACUGACCAGCACUGUAUUUGUACACUGUGUACGAUGGAUAAACACAAAAAUCAUGACACUGUACCAACAGAAGCAGAGAGAACAGAGAAAGCGGUAAGAACAGAAAUUGGUGCAUUAAUACUGAUGGGGAAAAGCAAUGUUUGCAUCUGCAUGACUUACUUCUGAUAUAAUUAAUGGGACUAUCUGUCUGUUGUUUGAUCUAUCUGUCUUGUCUAACUGUUGGGCUACAAAGAAGUCACAUACUGUGACCUUUUGUCCUGCUGCUGCCAUACACUACAUGACUUUUGUUCUUUUCACGGUACACAACUGCCUGUCGUCUCCGAUGUCACUUCCAGUGAAAACACAUUUCACAUUACAGUACUUGAAUCACAGACAGGCCUAGAUGUUUAACAUACUAAAUAUCUCUUGGAGUACAGAGAUGUACAGUAUCUGUGCUUUUCUCAAAUCGAGUUUUUGAUCAUUCAAACAUAGUGAAUGCGGAAAAUUCAGGGCUAAAAUAGUGUAGUGUUCGGGUGGCACAGUGAAAACUCACAGUCUAGCUGUUGUGCCCUAGUUGUCCACAGAGGGAAGUCCUUCCCCUUGCACAGCGACACUGCUAUGAACUCUAUUUCCCAGUGUCUCUGUAUCUAGUUGUAUUUUCCUGUCUGUCCACUAGAGAGUGCUCUUCCCUUCCACUGUGUCUCUGCCAUGAGCUCUAUUACCAGAGUCCCUUUGCACCGUUCUCAUCUGGGCUGAUUGCCCUCAGCUGGUGCUCAUUUGUAUCGUUUGUCUGUCUAUUUAAGUUGUGUUUGUUUCUGCAUUUGUCCCAAGCCAAAGAAUCUGUUUCAGAGCCCGCUACAGCCCAAGACUCCACUCCAGAGCCUGCUCCUGCCCAAGAGUCUGUUUCAGAGCUCACUCUAGCCCUAGAGUCUGUUUUUGAGCCCGCUCCAGUUCAAUAUUACGUUUUAGAGCCCACUCCAGUCCAAGAAUCCACUUUAGAGCUUGCUCAAGCCCAAGACUCUACUCCAGAGCCUGUUCUAGUCCAAAGGUUUGUUUCAUAGUCUGCUCUAGCUCAAGAGUCUAUUUCAGAGCCUGCUCCAGUUCAAGAUUUGGUUAGAGAGCCUCCUUCAGUCCAAAAAUUCACUCCAGAGCUCGCGCCAACCCAAGAGUCUGUUUCUAAGCCUGCUCCAGUUCAAGAUUUUGUUUUUGAGCCCACUUUUGUUUUUGAGUUUACUCUAGAACCUGCGCCAGCCAAUGAGCUUGUUUUUGAGUUUACUCCAGUCCAAGUGUCAACUCUACAGUCAGGGCUCAACGCUAAGGAUUUUUUCUACAGGCCCAGUUGGGCAAGUGGUUCAAAUUUUUACUUGCCCCGCCAAAAUUUUCACUUGCCCCACGACAAAAAAUUAAUAAAGUAAAAGAAAAGAAAUGGGCUUAUAAAAAAAGCCUAGUUAUUGUUUUUGUUGUUUUUGUAACCUUAAUAAAUAGGGUUAUGACACCAAAAGCUACUCACUUAAAUUUUAAAUAUUGUUAGACAAAUCAACAGUAAGUAAUACAAUAGUAACAAAUAAUCAAAUUAUGAGUAAUAGCAAAAAUAAAUACAACAGAACAAACAUAUAAAUGAAAUAAACGGUCCUUUUCAAGUUUUUCCAUGUAGGUUUAAACAGGAGAUUUUCAGGUACAGAAAUUGUAAUCUAAUGUAUAGCUAAUAGAUUAAAUAUUAGAUAAAUAUUUAUUAAAGUUUAUCAGUCAAGAGCAGUUACAGAUGCAUAAAUAAUGUUUUGAAAUGUUGAAAAUAUAAAACGUUAAAUACUGUUAUUUGAAAUUAUUUUAAAAAUGAAAAGACACUUUAAACGUGAAAUUAAACCCGCCAGUAGGUGGCAGCAAGUCCCUGUUAAUGAGCGAGUCAUUGAGAUUCAACCGAUUCAUUCAAAUGGCUGAUUCAUUCAGGAAGUGUUGCUCAGAGACGCAAAACAAUUCUGUGUGAACUUUGGAACUAUUUCCGUAGGCGAAAUAGAGCAAAACAGGCGAUUUGGUGUCUAAAAUGUAAGUCACUUGAUAUUAAGUUCUUGUUCUUUAAACUGUAAGUUGUAUAAAAUCAAUAUCACAUUUGUAAUCAUGCUGAUAUUUGGAGAAAAAUGGCGCUCUUUGUUUAAUAUUGGUUAAUUAUAUUAAAUUAUAUAAAUAUAAAAGACAUACAGGGUCAUUUUUUCCCCUUAUUUUGAAUUCUGUGGGCAUUCUAAAUGCAUUUUAAUAGACUAAAUCACGCAGUGAAAGCGUACACUCUAAAUAUGAAAAAUAUGUGGAUAAUUUUUUAUAGCAUGUUAAAAUUGCCACUUUUAGUGGUUGAGCAAAAACGCGCCGUUUCAGUGUGGGCCCUUUAAAUGCAAAUGAGCUGCUGCGCUGGCCUAAGUGGGCGGAGCUUCAAGAGCUCGAUCUCCCCUGUCAAGAUUCAGUCACGACGCACUACAGGUGCUGGUCAUAUAAUUAGAAUAUCAUCAAAAAGUUGAUUUAUUUCACUAAUUCCAUUCAAAAAGUGAAACUUGUAUAUUAUAUUCAUUCAUUACACACAGACUGAUAUAUUUCAAAUGUUUAUUUCUUUUAAUUUUGAUAAUUAUAACUGACAACUAAGGAAAAUCCCAAAUUCAGUAUCUCAGAAAAUUAGAAUAUUACUUAAGACCAAUACAAAGAAAGGAUUUUUAGAAAUCUUGGCCAACUGAAAAGUAUGAACAUGAAAAGUAUGAGCAUGUACAGCACUCAAUACUUAGUUGGGGCUCCUUUUGCCUGAAUUACUGCAGCAAUGCGGGCGUGGCAUGGAGUCUAUCAGUCUGUGGCACUGCUCAGGUGUUAUAAGAGCCCAGGUUGCUCUGAUAGUGGCCUUCAGCUCUUCUGCAUUGUUGGGUCUGGCAUAUCGCAUCUUCCUCUUCACAAUACCCUAUAGAUUUUCUAUGGGGUUAAGGUCAGGCGAGUUUGCUGGCCAAUUAAGAACAGGGAUACCAUGGUCCUUAAACCAGGUACUGGUAGCUUUGGCACUGUGUGCAGGUGCCGAGUCCUGUUAGAAAAUGAAAUCUGCAUCUCCAUAAAGUUGGUCAGCAGCAGGAAGCAUGAAGUGCUCUAAAACUUCCUGGUAUACGGCUGCAUUGACCUUGGACCUCAGAAAACACAGUGGACCAACACCAGCAGAUGACAUGGCACCCCAAACCAUCACUGACUGUGGAAACUUUACACUGGACCUCAAGCAACGUGGAUUGUGUGCCUCUCCUCUCUUCCUCCAGACUCUGGGACCCUGAUUUCCAAAGGAAAUGCAAAAUUUACUUUCAUCAGAGAACAUAACUUUGGACCACUCAGCAGCAGUCGUCCUUUUUGUCUUUAGCCCAGGUGAGAUGCUUCUGACGCUGUCUGUUGUUCAAGAGUGGCUUGACACAAGGAAUGCGACAGCUGAAACCCAUGUCUUGCAUACGUCUGUGCGUCGUGGUUCUUGAAGGACUGACUCCAGCUGCAGUCCACUCUUUGUGAAUCUCCCCCACAUUUUUGAAUGGGUUUUGUUUCACAAUCCUCUCCAGGGUGCGGUUAUCCCUAUUGCUUGUACACUUUUUUCUACCACAUCUUUUCCUUGCCUUCGCCACUCUAUUAAUGUGCUUGGACACAGAGCUCUGUGAACAGCCAGCCUCUUUUGCAAUGACCUUUUGUGUCUUGCCCUCCUUGUGCAAGGUAUUAAUGGUCGUCUUUUGGACAACUGUCAAGUCAGCAGUCUUCCCCAUGAUUGUGUAGCCUACAGAACUAGACAGAGACCAUUUAAAGGCCUUUGCAGGUGUUUUGAGUUAAUUAGCUGAUUAGAGUGUGGCACCAGGUGUCUUCAAUAUUAUUGAACCUUUUCACAAUAUUCUAAUUUUCUAAGAUACUGAAUUUGGGAUUUUCCUUAGUUGUC
Ctenopharyngodon idella (grass carp) is the source of this 5277-nucleotide messenger RNA. RefSeq names its product E3 ubiquitin/ISG15 ligase TRIM25-like. The record is from RefSeq and is a predicted model, not a curated record. Gene Ontology annotation, molecular function: zinc ion binding. The transcript has 2 exons. NCBI's taxonomy places the organism in Eukaryota, Metazoa, Chordata, Actinopteri, Cypriniformes, Xenocyprididae. Bases 882 to 1538 code for a protein of 218 amino acids.